Messenger RNA from Phymastichus coffea, 393 nucleotides. RefSeq names its product histone H3-like centromeric protein A. Gene Ontology annotation, molecular function: DNA binding; structural constituent of chromatin; protein heterodimerization activity. NCBI's taxonomy places the organism in Eukaryota, Metazoa, Arthropoda, Insecta, Hymenoptera, Eulophidae. The record is from RefSeq and is a predicted model, not a curated record. The transcript has a single exon. The coding region runs from base 1 to 393 and encodes 130 amino acids. Gene Ontology annotation, cellular component: nucleosome.
AUGGUGCGCCAUAAAACCAAAGGAAAAAAAAUUAAAACAUCCAAACAAAAAUCUGAAACCAAAGUCAUGAAUAAAACUACAGCAAUGGUCAAGAAAAAUCACAUACUCCAAGAAAUUACAUCUCUUCAAAAGACGACUCAUUUACUCAUUCCAAAGCUACCAUUUGCUAGACUUCUCAAAGAAAUUCUGAAUGAUUUGUUUCCUCGAAAUAAUAGUUUUAAAUUACAACUCACUGCAUUAGAAGCUCUUCAAGAAGCUGCAGAAAUGUACCUUGUUCAGUUUUUUGAGGAUGCAUAUCUUUUGUGUUUACAUAAUAAACGAGUGACGUUAAUGCAAAAAGAUAUGAUUUUAUUGAGGAGGAUACGUGGUCGUAAUGAUAUUAUCAAUAGAUAG